AUGUCAAGUCCCCGCCAAAUUUGCGAACAACAUUGGAGCAACGCGACAUGGCAAACCUGCACUUGCCCCAGAUGCGAACCGCGCCUCCACACGAAGGUUAUCCAUCACGAAGAUUUGAAACCAUUCAACCUCCUUCGCGGCCUGACGUGGAGAGGGCACGAUGCUUGGCGAAUCGCAUCUCUCGCAGUCUCCUCCUUUACCGGCCCAUCCAAGCACCAGAAGACCAACCAGAAGUGGAUCGCAUGGGCGAAGAAACACCAUCUUUUUGAAGAACGACGGGCCGCGGCUGAUUGUCUCGAUGAGGAGGCUCUGAACGAAGUAGUUGAAAUCUUCAGCGACAUUUUCCUCUUGCGCCAACUGCCAUCCUCGAAGAUUUCUGUGCGGUGGGCCAUUCUGGACAAGAAUCAGCUUGGCUUCCUCCAGUCCGGAAUCUCUCCUAGAGAGCGCAUGAUCCUGCGGUUGAACUGCGACCACACGCCAUUGCAAAACUCUGCGGAAAGAAUCCUGUGCGUGGUGCUUCACGAAAUGGCGCAUGCGUUCUUCGACUACUAUGCCUGCAACCCCUGGAUCAAAGCUCAAUGCGCGCAAUCCAACUGUGGAAAGCUCUAUCAUCUCAACAUCGGCACGACUGGCCACGGUCGAGCUUGGCAAUACUUGAUUAAUCACAUGCAACAUUCCAUGCGGGAUGCUUUGGGAUUCGAGGGCGAUCUUGGUCGAAAGGCAGGGAUGUGUCAAGAACUCGAAGCUGGGGGUACGAAAUGCGCAUCCUCGUUUCCGGUGGAAUAA
Zasmidium cellare ATCC 36951 is the source of this 786-nucleotide messenger RNA. RefSeq lists its product as uncharacterized. NCBI's taxonomy places the organism in Eukaryota, Fungi, Ascomycota, Dothideomycetes, Mycosphaerellales, Mycosphaerellaceae. The transcript has a single exon. The coding region runs from base 1 to 786 and encodes 261 amino acids. The record is from RefSeq and is a predicted model, not a curated record.